Molecule: messenger RNA, 801 nt
Organism: Cuscuta europaea
Lineage: Eukaryota; Viridiplantae; Streptophyta; Magnoliopsida; Solanales; Convolvulaceae
Source: the annotation of a GenBank genome assembly
UUUCCGAACGAAAUGUCAGCAACGGCGGCUGGUCUUAUCCUACCGGUUAUAGGAUUUUCCUGCUCCAGAUUACGAUGCUCGGCCCAAACUCCCGCCAUCAGAGUCGACUUUCCACCCCACAAAUCUGUGCACUGGGAUAGCAGAAAUACCACCAUGAACGGCGUUGUUGCGGCUCGAAUCAAUGCAGACGACGACGAUCAGGGCGGUCUUGCGCCGCUCGAACAAGAAGCUCUGAUAAACGACUCCAUAAUCGUGGCAGCUUCUCGACUUGAAGCCACUCUGAAUAACACGAGUAAGUGGCUUUUUGCUGUGCUUUUUGGUUUAACCUUGGUCUCGAAACAUGAUGCACAAGCACUUUGGGCUUCUAUAGGUUCUGUUCUCAAUUCUCUUCUGUCAUACAUCCUGAAGAGAAUACUGAACCAGAGACGGCCUGUUCCUACCUCAAGAUCAGAUCCUGGAAUGUCGUCAUCACAUGCACAGUCAAUCUUCUAUAUCGUCACAUUUACUACCAUCUUGAUGAUUCAAAGUUUUGGACUGAGUGGACUCACAGCAGCACUCGGUGGGCUCAUCUUUGCACUUGGCUGUUACUUUUCAUGGCUACGGAUUUCACAAAAGCUUCAUACAACUAGCCAAGUAUUUGUGGGUGCUAUGGUAGGGUUUGGCUUCUCCAUUUUGUGGUUCUGGUUAUGGGAUACAAUUAUGUUGAAGGCAUUUCAAUCUCUCGUUUGGUUCCGGACUAUUGUUAUUCUUUCUGCUGCUGGGUUAUGCUCCGGCUUUCUUGUUUAUGUUAUUCGAUAUUGG